AUGUUUCUAGCAGCCAUCUGGGCCGUUUUCCCCAGUGAGAAUGCUGCAGAGUGGAAGAAGCUUUUCAAGCCCUGUGCCUCUCAGCGCCUCUUCCUUCCUCUGAUCUUGAAAGGCGUGGACUCGGUUGUGUACGUGGACUCGGACAUCGUCUUCCUGCAGCCCGUAGACCGGCUGUGGGCCCUCCUGUCCCGGUUCAACUCCACCCAGCUGGCAGCGAUGGCCCCGGAGCACGAGGAGCCCAGGAUCGCCUGGUACAACCGCUUCGCCCGCCACCCCUACUACGGCCGCACGGGCAUCAACUCUGGGGUCAUGCUGAUGAAUAUGACCAGGAUGAGGGACGCCUUUUUUCUGCCAGUUCUGCAACACAGAGAUCCAAACCUUAUCCUCCUCGUAGACCACAAACUCGGAGUCAACCUACACCUGAACCUGAUGCAACUUACCUAUCUGGGGAAGAAGAUGUUCCUUGGGUUGUUCAGCCUCGUUCAUUCCAACUACCUGUUGAGAUCCAUGCCUCUAGUCACGAUGAUGAACUACCUGCUGACACGCAUCCUGUUGUGA
Messenger RNA from Knipowitschia caucasica, 558 nucleotides. NCBI's taxonomy places the organism in Eukaryota, Metazoa, Chordata, Actinopteri, Gobiiformes, Gobiidae. The record is from the annotation of a GenBank genome assembly.